AUCAAAGUCGCCAGCUUUGCAAGUUCUUCUUUCGCCUGUAAGAUCUGCAAUUUCAUCGGAAUUUUGGGCUUCUCCUCCUCCGCAGGUGUUUCCUCAUCCUCGUCCAUGUCAGCCUCGGCGUCGGAGGCUACAUCCUCCUCAUCGUCAUCGGUGCCAAGGAAACUGUCAGACUCUUCAGGCUCCGGUUCCUCAAUGUUUUGCAAACCCUCCGCGGUUUUGAUAGGUAGCCUUGUCCUCUCCUUAUCUUUUUUGCCCAUCUUGCGCGGACGGCGCUCGUAGUCUUGUUCGAGAUCCCAUUCGGAAGCGUUGCUGUAGAAGUUGUUCAAGGCUGAGCCCUUGGGGGUGCCAUUGCCUUCAUCACCAGGAGGACUCAAGCGUCUCCUUUUAUUCGUGCGUCCUGGAGCCAUGACGAUUUUUAUCGAGCAACCGAAUUGUCGUGGUGAGGGUCGAUGGUUGGUUUUGAGCGGUUCCCGUCCGAAACUUUUUUUUUUCUGCGGUGCCAAGACUUAUGCCAAAAGCU
Messenger RNA from Aspergillus caelatus, 520 nucleotides. RefSeq lists its product as uncharacterized. The record is from RefSeq and is a predicted model, not a curated record. NCBI's taxonomy places the organism in Eukaryota, Fungi, Ascomycota, Eurotiomycetes, Eurotiales, Aspergillaceae. Bases 106 to 279 code for a protein of 57 amino acids. The transcript has a single exon.